This is a messenger RNA of Cylas formicarius (sweet potato weevil), 1658 nucleotides long. RefSeq names its product venom carboxylesterase-6-like. Lineage: Eukaryota; Metazoa; Arthropoda; Insecta; Coleoptera; Brentidae. The record is from RefSeq and is a predicted model, not a curated record. The coding region runs from base 15 to 1658 and encodes 547 amino acids. The transcript has 10 exons.
UGCGAAUUCAAAACAUGGUCGUUUUUUCGGGAGUACUUUGGAUUGUGUCGUUUUCGGGGGUCGUGCUGGCGGACGUUACCGUGCAGCUUCCCAACGGCAAGAUCCGCGGGAAAACCCUGACGACCCCUAACAAUUCGACGUUCUACGCUUUUCUGGGGGUGCCGUACGCGAAGCCACCGCUGGGUCCCCUUAGAUUUCAGGCGCCCGAAGAGCCGGACAACUGGGACGGAGUCUACGACGCUACUAAGGACUCGAACAUAUGCUACGCUGUCACUUACGACAAAGACAGCGAGAGUGAGGAUUGCCUGUAUAUCAACGUGUUCACGCCCACCCUACACUCGUUCGAAAAGCUGCCCGUCAUCUUCUCGAUCUACGGCGGCGCUUUCAGGAGCGGCUACGCCGCCUACGGCAAUGGCGGUCCCGAAUGGUUCGUCGAGAACGGCAUCGUAUUCGUCAGUUUCAACUACCGCGUGGGUCCGUUCGGGUUCUUAUCGACCGGCGACCUGGUGGUAUCCGGCAACGCCGGCCUCAAAGAUCAAAAUUUGGCGCUCAAAUGGACCCGGGCCAACGUGGGGGCGUUCGGGGGCGACGGGGAGCGGAUAGUGAUCCACGGGCAAAGCGCCGGAGGCGCCUCGGUGACGUACCACCUGCUGAGCGAGAAGUCCAGGGGUUUGUACAGGGCAGCCAUAGCGGAGAGCGGUUCGGCCCUCUGUACCUGGGGCUACCUCGAAGCCCCCAAGACUUACGUCGAAACCCUGGCGAAAAUCAUCAACGAUGGCGUCGACUAUCCUAGCUCAGACAGCGGCCAGUUGCUCGACUAUUUGCAAAACGUGUCUGCCAGAGAAAUAGACUACGCAUCUACUCAGCUGGGCCUGACGUUGCCGGUAUUGGAGGUAGACCACGUGGACGCAUUCCUUACUAGGUCGAUGUACGAGCUGGUCAGCACCGGUGACGUCAGCAGAGUGCCGCUCAUCAUAGGGAUAAACUCGGAAGAAGAAAUAGGAAAAGCCUCAGACGUGGAAAAUUUGAAAGAGUUGGCGGCCCAUUACGAUUCUAGCUCGGUGUACCUGAUACCCGCUGAUCUAGGAUCGUUGUCCAGCCAGAACAAAACCGUUGUCGGUCAGCUGAUCAAGGAGGCUUACGUCGGAAACGAUACGUUUUCCGAUAACGUGGGGGCGGUAGUUAGCUAUUUCAGCGACAAUCAGUUCACGAGAGCCAUCAUCAGGUACGGGGAACUUCAGGCCAAAUACUCCCCCGUCUACUUCUACGAGUUCUCGUACAAGGGCAAAAUGGGUAACCUGGACACCAGCAUCGACGGUGCGGACUCGGUCGGCCACGGGGAAGAAAUGAAAUAUCUGUUCGUCACUCGGUCCGGUUCGUACGACAACACCCAGUAUGCGAAUUUCGCCGAGUCGGACGUGCUCACCCACCUCAGGAUGGUACGGAUGUGGACCAACUUCGUGAAAUACCUGAACCCGACCCCCGACGAUGGGUCCGACGACCUGGUAAACGUCACGUGGCCCACGGUCGGCGAAGAUUUUUACUAUUUAAACAUAAACGACAGCCUGGAAGUGUCGACCACGCCCAAGGGGCGCCGCUACGAGACCUGGAGGUACGCCUACGACAACUACGGGACCCGCGCUUACGUCACGUAUUGA